This is a messenger RNA of Nothobranchius furzeri (turquoise killifish), 3699 nucleotides long. Its product is annotated as gap junction alpha-5 protein. The record is from RefSeq and is a predicted model, not a curated record. Gene Ontology annotation, biological process: atrial cardiac muscle cell to AV node cell communication by electrical coupling; heart development; cell-cell signaling. Gene Ontology annotation, molecular function: gap junction channel activity involved in atrial cardiac muscle cell-AV node cell electrical coupling. Lineage: Eukaryota; Metazoa; Chordata; Actinopteri; Cyprinodontiformes; Nothobranchiidae. Gene Ontology annotation, cellular component: connexin complex.
GGACAGAAGAAGACGCUCUGUUCCAGUUUGUUUGUGACUCUUUGUUAGGAUCCCAGACACAAACAAACGAACAAAGCAGGUACAGUCUCAUCUCAAACCUUAUGACUGCUUUUCUGUUUCAUUUCAGAAUCUGAAAACACAAAUACACGGCUGAUCUUAAAAGCUGAGCUUCGAUGUGCUCUACAGCUCAGAGAUCUGUCCUCGGAUGAACAUCCAGGCACCAGACGCGUAAACCUUAAGGAGCGCUCGAUAAACAGGAGCACUCUGGAAAUUUACUCCGAGCGGAAUUGCCAUUGAUCUCAGAAAACAAUUCCACUUCCCUUCCUUCUGCAGGAGAAUGCUUCCCAGCAAAAAAUAGAGCAGCUGGGAUGUGAGAUGAAAAGGGGGAGUUGGGGGAGGAAGAGGAGGAGAUGGAGGAGGAGGAAGAGAGAGAAGGGAGGUCCAUGGGGGGAAACACACUCUUGUGAUGCUAUUCUCCUCUUGUGGACAAAUAACUCAGCUGGGACACUCAGAUGGCAUCCAUCAGCUCCUGGAGGUUCCCAAAUCGGAGAUAGUCUCACUGGAACACCACGCUCUUCCCAUCUGGAUCCGACUUCCUGAUCAGAGUCACCUCCCAGACGAGGAGAUAACAGAUUCCUGAAUCUGAGUUGCUGAAAACCAGAGGAGCGUCCGACAGACUGGAGGACUCACUGUGUUCCAGUUGUUUGUUGAGUCACAUGAGAAACCAUAAGGAAUGGUGAUUCAGUAGAGAAGCUGUUUGUUCUCUCAUCACUCUGUGCGCCCUCAUUCCCCUCCCAGUCUCCGUAUCCCAGGUGUGUGUUCAGACUUUGAGCAGCGAUGGGGGACUGGAGUCUUCUUGGGAAUAUCCUUGAAGAGGUCCAGGAACACUCCACCUCAGUUGGGAAGGUUUGGCUCACCAUCCUCUUCAUCUUUCGCAUCCUGGUGCUGGGCACGGCGGCGGAGUCCUCCUGGGGCGACGAGCAGAGCGACUUCCAGUGCGACACCAAGCAGCCUGGCUGCACCAACGUCUGCUACGACAGCGCCUUCCCCAUCGCCCACAUCCGCUACUGGGUGCUGCAGAUUGUGUUUGUGUCCACGCCGUCCCUCAUCUACAUGGGCCACGCCAUGCACACGGUGCGCAGGGAGGAGAAAAGGAGGAAGAGGGAGCAGGAGGAGAAGAAGGUGGGCAGGGAAGAUGAAGAAGAUCUAGAAGAGGAGAAGGAGUACAUCCAACAGAAGGAGAGUGGAAAAGAUGUGUCAUCUGAUGGGAUUGGACGUGUCCGUCUAAAAGGAGCCCUGCUGCACACUUACAUCCUGAGCAUCUUGAUCCGAACAGUGAUGGAGGUGACCUUUAUUGUGGUGCAGUACAUGAUGUACGGGGUGUUCCUCAAGGCGCUGUACCUCUGCAACGUGUGGCCCUGCCCCAACCCCGUAAACUGCUACAUGUCCCGGCCCACAGAGAAAAACGUCUUCAUCGUCUUUAUGCUGGUGGUGGCCGGUGUGUCUCUUCUGCUCUCUGUGUUGGAGCUCUACCAUCUGGCCUGGAAGAGCAUCAGGAGGUGCGUACGCAAAAAGAUGAUCCAAAAAAAACAUCAAAGAGCAAUGACGGCAGCUUUGGAGCCACCCCGGCCCUCCUGCACCCCACCUCCAGACUUCAACCACUGUCUCACGUCCCCGAGCUCCAAAAACCCCAUCACCUCCAUAACCACUCAUCCUUUCAACACCAGGAUGGCGCUGCAGCAGAACUCGGUCAACCUGGCCACUGAGCGGCACCACAGCUGCGACAACCUUGAGGACGAGGAGGACUUCCUGACGAUGAGAUACGAGCAGGCACCUGCAGAGCUGCCCAACAACUGCUCCCCGAUCUUGCUGCUGCACUCAGGCUACAUGAAGGACAAACGGCGCCUGAGCAAGAUCAGUGGGACCAGCAGCCGGGCACGACAUGAUGACCUGGCAGUCUAGUAGUGGAGGAAGCGCUGGACCUUCAGAAUCAAAGUCUGAGGGAAUAAACGCACUAAGACAGGAUUUAUUUUUCUGGUGGCUUUUAAAACACACUAAGGCCUGACACAACCAGCAAAGAUGGAUUAAUGUCCAGACUGGAAAAAAAAGGACUUCAAAAACUUCUGGAUUGGUGGAUAAUACAUCCUAGAGCUUGAAAUACAAAAAAAAAUAACUGCAAAAAGAGAUGAAUAAGAACAGGGUAACAGGCUUGGUACCUGGCUGUUGCACAUUUUAUGCAUCCAAGAACAAAGAGAAAGGAUAAGAGGGGCAUGAUGGGAGCUUUGGAAGUACUGUUUCUUCUUUUAGAAGCAAAUAAAUCACAUACAUUUCAAUUACUCGUUUGACUACACAGCAGAUUUCAACUCAAUUACACCAAUUUCCGAACUGCAAAUAUGAUUUUUAUGCACAAAAACAAAAGGAUAUCAUGUCUGAAACUGUGAAAACUUCCUUUUAUUUGAGGAAACAACAUUAAAAGUGCCUUGACAAGUCUUUAAUUUAAAUAAAGGUUUUUGAAAUUGUCUUAUUUGUUAACUCUUGAUCUGCAGCAGUGAUUGCACUACUUAGAGAUGUAACUUGAGAAUAAUAACUUAAAUGUUGCAGUCACAUAUCUGAGGUGUGUGCAGACCUAAUGAAAGAAUGUAACCUUUGUUGUUGUUUUUGUAUUAUCAAACCGUUUGGGAGGUUUUGAAGCUUAAAAUUAAAAUGUCCUGCUGAAUGCUGUAGUGAAGAGAUUUAGCCACUAGGUGGCAACAUUGCACUUGAGUUGUUCCAUUUUCCUACUGAGGUUUUUGAGUAAAUGAUACUCCAGAUGUAUAUGAAUGUAUGUUAUUUCACUGUUUAUUUCAUGUUAUAAGUAGAAUAACUUAGCUAAUAGAUAAAUGAUUUUUACAAGCACUGUUAGAGGGCUGAGUCAGGGCAAACAGGACUUGUGCUCAGUCGGAUGUGCAAUGUGUUUGGCUCACAUUGAUUUUCAAGCAUUUACUGUAGUUGCUAACCUAAACAUAGCAAUAAACCAUCUAUUAUACAUUGUAUCAUGUGUUAUUAAGAUUUCUGAGCCACUUCUAAACCAUGUGGUAAAUUCUCAAACUCUGUAAUCAACAAAGGGGCACAAGCACCAGCUGUGCACUUCUCGCUGUUGCCACAAAGGACCUGGAGGAACCAGAUUGUGGAUGAUGAGGAAUAUUUACACAGUGUCUGGCAGAACGCUGAGCACAGAUUUCCAGCCGCAUCCUUUCCAUAAUUUAACACUGAAAUUGGAAUUUUAAAAAGUAUUCCAAUGUUUCUGCAAAUCUUUGUUAAAGGAUUUAAAGUAAUAUGAGGAUUAUGAGUCUCUCUACAUAGAUUGUGUAAAUUUCUGUGUUCAUAUUCUAUAGCUCAUAGUCUCUGAGGUAUUUGUUGCAGAUUCAUAUUUUAUUUUAUUUCAUUAUUUUGACAUGUGUAACACAUUUGUAUCUCAUCUCUCUUUGUGUUAGCUGUAUAUAUAUACCGUAAAUCCUGCAGGCCCGGAGCUUGUCACCUGCUGACAGCAGGCUGCUGUCUUUUCUGAGGGCUGCAUCUUGCUGCUCAUUAUCACGUGACAGCGACUAGUUGAUGACAGGCAUAAAAAGUCACUAUAGUGAAGUCAACUAGUUCAUACAACCCCUGCUACUGCUCCCCAGAGUGUUCUGCAGCAUAAUAAAUCAGCACGCUCUCUUUGAA